CUCACAGAUACAUUACAGUUCAGUUCGUAUUCAAUACAAUGAGAAGACAGUUGGUGAUGACUAAAGCUUGUUCUGAAAAGAUAUUUUCAAGACCCAAUCCUAGUUUGAGUGACAUGGCCACGAAGACAACCACCGCCAUGGGCCAAACUAGCAGUCCACGGGAAGAGGACACCCCUCCGAUGACAGUGGACACAAUUCGCCCCGUCAUGGAUUCUUUCUUCAGAUGGAUUGAACCCAGGCAGUGGGCACGUUUGCUCUCAGGAAACCCUGAUGAUGAAACCAGGUUCAUGCUGGCGGAGCUGCUAACAGACAUCAUGGCGCUCUUUACAAAAUCCAUGCUGGCAGAAGUCUCAAGAAGAGGAGUCAAGCCUUGGGAGGACCUGUUGACCAGUUUGGAGGACGCACUACCUCGAGCUUUGUCUCAAGCUCUGGACGUUCCACACGAGGUUUGCCGGGAGACCUCGAACUCUUUAAGGAGCAUCAUGUUCAGAGAGAUAGGAGCAACGUGUGUCAACUCCAUUUACCGUAGCAUUUACCCUGUGACUCCAUAUAGACCCAUUGCCAUCCUGACAUUGGAUGAAAUGGUUGCCUCCACCAUUAAAAUGCUACAGAAGUGCACAGAGAAAAAGAAACUGCUCCGCUGCACUUUGAAAGAGAAACCUGCACCAGUAUAUCUGACAAGCAGGACUGAGGGCUUCUUCAAAAAGCCACUUCGCACAGCGUCACCUCCUGCACCAGAACAGACGCCCGACGCUACAGAGGUCACCCCUGUGGACAUCUUUGUGCCUCUAGACACAACAAUGGAAGAAGUAUUUGUGAGCAGCAUUGCGGAAAACCUGAUUUCCAGGGCCCUUAAAAAGUCAAAGAGGACCUGCGCUGCAGAAACCCUAGACGCUAUGCACCAACGGCUGUACAACAAACUCUGGGCUGAAGUUGAGAGACAAGGUUAUAACAUUAACCUGGACAAGCUGAAAGACGUGGACAAGGCAAUUUUCAAAGACAUCUACAAAAGGUUGCAUGGUCCCAAAUCAGCUAUGUGGAUCCCCAUGAUCUAUCGAGGUCCACAAAUGGAAGACAUCAUCGUGUCGUGUUUUAAAAAGCAACUGAAGAGACUAUCGGAGGAACGUGGCAUCAUCGCAGCCAUAGGGAGAACUUUCAACAACCUUACAGUCGGCCCCACAGUACCAGUGUUUUAAAGCUGAACAACAUCAUCACUGAUGAUUCCAACAGAGAGCUCAAGCAGGAGGCUACCUUCAAGUGAGGAUACCUUCCCCUCCACUGACUGCUGCAAGACAGAGAGCAGUGGAGGGUUUGGUUACUUACGUCUGGGGACACCUUCUCCUCCACUAGUUGCUGCGAGUCAGAGAUCAGUGGAGGAGGGGGUUUAACCAUGUGGGGACACUUCCUGUUCCUGCCUGUUUGUGGGAUUACCCUUUCCUCUGCUGGAAUCCGCUAGACGGAGACCAGUGGAGAAGGGGGACGCCUACAAAUGGGUCGGGACUAAGCUCAUAUCGUCAUCAUGAUGGACACUGGUACCUCCUGACAACUAGAGGGCGAGGGAUCGAUUCCCCGACUUCCUUGAAGCAUCUGUGCUGCUG
Messenger RNA from Mugil cephalus (flathead mullet), 1598 nucleotides. RefSeq lists its product as uncharacterized. NCBI's taxonomy places the organism in Eukaryota, Metazoa, Chordata, Actinopteri, Mugiliformes, Mugilidae. The record is from RefSeq and is a predicted model, not a curated record. The transcript has 2 exons. Bases 39 to 1196 code for a protein of 385 amino acids.